This is a messenger RNA of Solanum verrucosum, 977 nucleotides long. RefSeq lists its product as uncharacterized. Bases 232 to 759 code for a protein of 175 amino acids. The transcript has 7 exons. Lineage: Eukaryota; Viridiplantae; Streptophyta; Magnoliopsida; Solanales; Solanaceae. The record is from RefSeq and is a predicted model, not a curated record. Gene Ontology annotation, molecular function: calcium ion binding.
UUUAAGAGGGGUGAUAAGUUUGAUAGGCAGACAUCAAAUUCCCCGUCACGCAGUACUGUACAGCCAAACUAGGUCGCUAUUAGUUUCUUGUUGAUGACAUAGUUUGCUCAAUCCUAGAGCUAGAUUCACACACUCCGCCACUAUAAAAUUUAUUACUCCCCUUCGUCGUGGUUGCCUUUAUCGUUCGCCUGUCUCUCUUGGGAACUUGAGUUUUGCUGCUGAGAUUUGACCAUGGGUAAUGCUUCUUCGAUGUUGACUCAAUAUGAUAUUGAGGAUGUUCAAGACCACUGCGACCAUCUCUUUGCACAGCAGGAAAUAGUGUCACUGUAUCAGAGGUUCUGCCAACUUGAUCGGAAUUCAAAGGGUUUUAUAUCAGCUGAUGAGUUUCUCUCUGUGCCAGAGUUCGCAAUGAAUCCACUUUCUCAGAGAUUGCUUAAGAUGGUGGAUGGCUUGAACUUCAAGGACUUUGUGGCAUUUUUAUCAACUUUCAGUGCUAAAGCCAGUGUGGCACAGAAAAUUGAACUUAUCUUCAAAGUAUAUGAUUCUGAUUGCAACGGGAAGGUGACUUUUGAUGACAUAAUGGAAGUGCUUCGGGAUUUAACUGGAUCAUUCAUUUCUGACAAGCAAAGAGAGGAAGUGUUGAGCCAGGUCUUGCACGAGGCUGGUUAUACAAGGGACUCAUUACUGCUGUUGAAUGACUUCAUUAAGAUCUUGGACCACCCUGGUUUGAAGAUGGAGGUUGAAGUACCAAUUGACUAGUUACACCUGCGAUUUCAUUUACUACAAUUCAGAUGUCUCUGUGUACACAUCUUGUUGAAUUCGUGCACCCUGCAAUCUCCUGCUGUAUUUUUUUUCCGUUUACUCUCUUUCUAUUUCCUCUCCCCCUUUGUGGGCGCAGGGACAGAAACAGAGAAACCACCGUGUAAUUAAAGAUAAAAACUUGCAGUUUAUUCAAAAAGAUCUAGAGUAUGCUAUAA